UAAUUACUAUGGAGGUUAGGUAACUGGAGGAAAGCCUGGAGGGCUGUUUUGUUACCCAUACUCUGUCUGUACUAGCGCAGGUAGUACUAAAUAUGUACCUACCUAGCCUAGUAUUUAGUAACAAACCUUGUCAACUUCAAAUCCGCCAUCUUAAAUCUACACUACUACAUAAUUUCUCUACCGUCGCCAAAUAAUUUUCUGAAUCUGAAUCUGAAUCUGCCUGCACAUCCCAACCGUCCCUUUUCUUGGAGGCAUUGCUGUCCGUGCAUACCUACUUUUUACUACCGAAACAGUCGGCAUCGUCGACAUUAUCGGCGAAAGCCCCACUAACUCGUUAACCCGAAUCGCGUCUGUCUAUUCUAGUGCUAUCGAAUAUUUCCACCAUGUCAUAUAAUCCCUACGGUGGAGUGCCUGGCUUCGGCCCGCCUCCCACUUAUAGUUCAUAUCCUGGUGCCGCUGGCGCUCCAGGUGUCCCGUCUGCUCCUGGUCUAGGACCUCCUCCAGGCAUGUCUGCCCCAGGAACGGCGCCACCACCUGGCGUUCAGCAGCACAACCUCAAUCAAGCUAAUCGACCUAGCGGUCUGCCGUCUUCCUUCCAAGCUCCUCCGAAUAUGCCUAACAUUAACUUCAACGCCCCUGUAAUCCGUCUCGGUACCACCUCCUCGAAGCCCUCAACCCCGGGAAUACCAGGCCGCAAAGAUAAUGAAGUCCCGACUUCCGCUGGGCCUAGGGCCGGCAUAGGUAUGGACCGUGGCUUGGACCAGACUCGCCAAGCUAUACGAGAAAAUAUGCAGUCGUUGGUCCCUCCAUCUAAAGAAGAAAUUGUACGAACCGUUUUUGUGAGUGGCAUCACAGCUGGCGUUGGCGGUAAUAAGGGCGUCGAAGAGAUUCUUAGCGCUGCAGGCAAGUUACGUCGCUGGGACUGUGCCACCGAUGCUGGUGGGAAAGACAUGAGCUUUGGCUUCGCUCAAUUCGAAGAUGCGGAGUCGCUCUGGAUUGUUUCUGAAAUUCUGAAAGAUAUCCAGAUUCCAAUGAAAAAGCAGGAACCGACAGACGAGCCAGCAGAUAUCGACGAUAGCUACGCAAAGUUCGAGAAGGGAACUCUCCAAGUCCGUCUGGAUGAGAAUUCGACAAAGUAUCUUGAGGCGUAUAAGGAAAGUAGACCUGAUGACUCAGGUGCAGAAGCAAGACUAGAAGCUGCCAGAGGUGCGUUGAAGCAGACCAUAAAGAAUCUCUUCUAUCCUACGUCGCGAUCAAAAGCGGAUGCAGAUGGUGAUGUCACCAUGGGCGAUAGCUCGGCCCAGAAUGGAGAGAAUGUUGAGGUGGUUAAUAUCCCCUUGGCACAGGAGGACGAGCUAGCCGACAUACCCGCUGAGAUGCGCGAGACCGUUGCCGCCGAGAUCGCCGCCUUCAGAGAACGAAGCAUCAAGCGCGAUUUAGAACGUCUAAAGCGCGAAGAAGAACUCGAGGCCAUGGAGCGCCAGCGGAACGGUGCCCAGAGGCCCUCUCGACUCAUGUCACCGCCACCUUCGAACGCAAAUAAUAUUCCUCUAGGUCCACGCGGGAUGCCUAAUGCGCCUUCGGGUCCUAAGGGGCAGAAGUCCGAUUUAGGCAAGGAUUACAAUAGAUCAAUCAGCUUCGUAAACGGUGGGACGACCAACGGCGGGUUAAAUCACAACAGAGACGAUGAAGAUGACUCUGCAAGUGACGGGGAGCUAGAGCGUCGACGAAUUGCCAAGCAGAAGGCCGAGACCGAGAAGCUAUAUCUUGAUGCCGAACGUCGCUGGCUUAACCGGGAGAAGUCUCGGACAGCGGCUCUCGAACGUGAGCAGGAUCGCGAUGAAUCAGACGCGAAGGACUUCGCCAAGAACAAGGAAAAGAUGCUCCAGCGACUUAAGCACUUCGACGAUGAUGCAGAGGCGUCGCGGAAGGUUGAAGAAUAUUACAAGGAUCGAAGCGCCUGGAUUCGAAAUCGCACUGCGUUUAGGGCUAGGGAAAUUGCUGCUGACGAUGCUGAUCGACAAGCAGAAGAACACGAACGUGUCAAGGAAGAAGCAGAACGUGAACAAGCCAGAGGUAUGGCUGAUUCAUUUCUUGAACGGCAAGCCCAGGAAAUGGAACAGCGGCAAACCAGCAGGGCUGGAAUUGCUGCACCGCAGCCAUUCAAACUAUCCCUUGGUGCAGCGGCACAGAAGGCGCAAGCGCAACGUGCAGCUCCACAGCGAAAGACUAUUGCCGAAGUUGAAGGAUUGCUUGAGGAUGAUGACGAAGAUGCAACCUCUAGGCGUCAACUUGUCCCUAUCCAAUUCGAGCCGGCUGCUGCAGCAGCCAUGUCCGAUGAAGAGCGCGACCAAGCCGUACGUGCGCUAGCCCAGGAGAUACCUAAUGAAAAAGAAGGACUAUGGGAAUGGGAUGUCAAAUGGGACUACCUGGAUGAGAGUGUUAUCCGAGAUAAGCUUAGGCCUUUUGUUGAAAAGAAGCUGGUCGAGUAUCUGGGUGUGCAGGAACAACUACUUAUUGAAGUUGUGGAGGAACAUCUCAGAAAGCAUGGCAAGCCUGGAGAACUUGUUGAGGAAUUAGUUGAGGCCCUGGACGACGAGGCGGAAGCUCUUGUAAAAAAGCUCUGGCGAAUGGUCAUCUUUUUCACCGAGAGCGAGAAGCGCGGCCUUUCUGCAUAGGUAACAUACCUAGGCAUAGGCAUAAACUUGAGCAAAGCAUGCAAAGGACCGAUGCUUUGUGCGAUGUAUAAUUACCUCUCCUUCGGACAACUAUGUGAUCUCACCACAAAUCUUGGGUGAUGCUGGAAGGCGUCUGGUUGUGGCCUUGAGUCGGGGUUUACAGGUUAAUAUUGCUGGUUUCCGGGUCGUCAUAGUAUUAGGUAUAAUGGCCCAGAAGCAACAUACGUACAUAGUACUAUCAGAAGGGUUACUUUGCCUACUUGCCUCCCUAGUGCCUACAUAUAGGUACAGAGGUGCCUAGUAGUAACAUUAGUUUUAUAAACUUCAGUAUCUAGAUGACUAUAUAGUACAUAGUAGGUGGAUUUGGAAGAGAAACGGCAUGGACUUUCAAACAUUACAUAGUACCAGAUCGGGGGGCUUUUUCAAAAACCAAGGCUGUUCAUGAAGACACUAUUCACAUGGCAAUGGGGCCUUGUUGCUAUAUACCGUGGACAUCAAUCAUACUAGGUAGAUUACUACUAGGUACCUACUAUGUAGUACUACAUAGGUAGGUACCUAGUACUUACAAUGUAGGUACAAAGGCACCUAGGGUAGUGACUUCCA
This is a messenger RNA of Hypoxylon fragiforme, 3281 nucleotides long. RefSeq lists its product as uncharacterized. NCBI's taxonomy places the organism in Eukaryota, Fungi, Ascomycota, Sordariomycetes, Xylariales, Hypoxylaceae. Gene Ontology annotation, molecular function: mRNA binding. The coding region runs from base 384 to 2678 and encodes 764 amino acids. Gene Ontology annotation, biological process: mRNA processing. The record is from RefSeq and is a predicted model, not a curated record. Gene Ontology annotation, cellular component: spliceosomal complex. The transcript is spliced from 4 exons.